This is a messenger RNA of Symbiodinium sp. CCMP2456, 1554 nucleotides long. The record is from the annotation of a GenBank genome assembly. Lineage: Eukaryota; Dinophyceae; Suessiales; Symbiodiniaceae.
AUGACACCGCAGCAGGUGGACGACUUGUUGACACAGCAGGGUUGGCUUGCACAAGAAGCACGUGGCACCGCCGCAGCGGAAGCAGCAGCAGCAACAGCAAGCCCGACAGCAUGGUUGCAGAGACAGCAGCAGCUGAUGAAAGAGCAGCAAACUGCUUUUCUGAUUCAGCAGGAGCAGCAGAGGAUGACUUUCAUGCUGCAACAGCAGAAAAACUUCGAGAUGCAGACGAAUGCUGUUAUGACCCAAGUAGGCCAGCAGCAGCCACUUCAGGAGGCCGUGACCGCCUCGGCCGCAAGCUUGCAUGGAAUGAUGGCUGCAGGGCCUGUGAGGGAUGCGAUGCUUGUGCAGCAGCAGCAGGCAGAGGCUUUUGAAGCACAGCAAGAGCAGCAGAGGCUGGAGGAGGAGAAGAGAGCAGAGGCAGCAGAGGAGCUCCGACUCGAGCAGGAGCGAAGGUUCCUCCAGGAACAGGAGGAGCUGCUGGCAGCUCAGGAGGAAGCAGACCGCUUCGAGCGGGAGAAUGCUUUGGAGAACCAGCGGCUGGCAGCUGAGCUCUACAAGGUGGAGAAGCAGGCCGAGGCACUACGGAUGGCGAUGAUCAACAGAAGCUCAGGGAGCAAAGCCAGUGCCAGAGCCCCGGCCCCUGUGACACGCCCUUUCCUCAUCCCUCCCAACUGGCCCAAAGACGCGAUGCCGACGGUGAGAGCAACCUUGCCGCCGACGCCGAAGGUCAGUACGAAGGUGACCCCGCCCACGAAAGCAAGUGAGCAAGCAUACAACAGCACCACCCAUCCAACCGAAUGGCACUUCCUCAACCGCUUGGUGAAGAGCAAAAAGGGCACCCUCGACGAGAUCAACAAAGCAUGGGAAGAGGGAGGGAUAAAGCGUGCACGGCUCCUUCGCGACUUCGUGGUAAAGGUUUAUACUCCGGCAGACGACCAUUCUGUGAACAAGGGCCGACUGGAGGCAUUGAUCAAGCUUCGACAAUCGACGAAAGAGUGGAAAAGGAACACUCAAGGAUUCGAGUGGUGCUCGGUCGAAGAUAUGAAGGCCAAAGGCUGGCCGGAGAACAAAGUUGAAGGCGCCAAAAAAUAUUGCUUGGCCAAGAAGCUUUACAAGACUUGUCCCUAUACGGGCGAAUACAAAUAUCUCGUGCUUGUCAGCGAUACCAUCACGCAAGGCCAAGAAAAGCUACGGGAACUUGAAGAACUUAUGGAAGAAGCUGGUUUCCUCAAUGAUCAGUUUCAACUCGGUUGUGGAGACACUUUCGAGAUCAGCGACGAAGAGUCGGUCCCUGAUUCGAAAGCUGCUGCACAAGGGAAAAAGGGAAGCAACAGAACAGCAGCAAAGGCAGCAGCCCUCCCGCUGAUUGUGGAAGGAGAGCAGGAUCUGGCUGGCUCUGUGGCGAAAUACAAAAAGGCCCUCUUGAACAAACGAACCGUGUUGAAGGAAGUCAAGGAUCGCUUGGAUGCGGAAAAAUGUGAGCUCAAUGACCUCUACAAGACGAUCUGCAAUCUGGAACUGGCAGAGACGAGACUUGGAAACACUUUAAAAUAA